Molecule: messenger RNA, 2209 nt
Organism: Hyposmocoma kahamanoa
Lineage: Eukaryota; Metazoa; Arthropoda; Insecta; Lepidoptera; Cosmopterigidae
Gene: Atf-2
Exons: 5
Coding region: 1-1896 (631 amino acids)
Source: RefSeq, a predicted model, not a curated record
AUGCUUUCAGCGGACCAAACUCCGACUCCAACACGAUUCAUCCGGACCUGUGAAGAAGUGGGCCUCUUCCAGGACUUGCAGAAUGUCACAAACGAAAAUGUCACCAAUGAGAAUGUCACCGACAAUCCGUUUGACGAGGGAUUCAAGAGGGCAAUGGAAACGAAACAGGGUAUCCUGUGUCUGGAGAAUGUCAUAGCCACCUCUACAUCGGACGAUGUUCUACAUACUCCGCAACUUGUAUUCCCUCUAGACGAUCCCACUUUGUCGCAGCUGCAGAGUCAUAGAAGUGGUAUUAGCAGGUCUUCUAGCGACGAAUCAACCUCCAUAAAAGCAUAUGAAGCAGCAUUAGCCAAAAUUACACACGAAGUAACAGUAAAUAGAGUUGAUAACGAAAUAACAGUUAAACAAAUUGAUAUUUCUAAAAGUAACGACUUGACAAAAACUAGUAUUCAGACUAAUAAUAGUGUAGAAGUUAUAAAAGAAAAAGACAUUCCUAUUAUUGUUUGUAAUAAUGUGAAAACUAAUACUUUAACGAAAGAUGUGGUAUUUAAUGACAAUAACAAAUUUUUGGCGCCUGAUAAAGUUCCUUUGAUAAGUCAAAAAUCAUUAGAUUUUGUUGUCGACAGUUUGACAAAUGAAGCCAAAAGUAUAAACGAAAAAAUCACAGUCAGUUUAAAAAGAAAUAUAAGCAACAUUUCCAAUGAAACUAAAAUUGGGUUUGACAAAGUUGUAAAAGUUAUACCUAAAACUGUUGUAGAUAGACAUACUAGGCCUAGAAUCUUGCCUAAGAAAGCUGAAUUUAAUAACGUUAUGGGCGAAUAUGAGGUAUUCAUUAAAUUACCAAAUGGUAAGCAAGUCAGAAUGAAACCUGUAGAAGAACAGAAAGGACCGAAUACUAAAGAGAUUAUACGCAAUAAUAUAUUAAAAAAACCGGCAUUUAACAAUAGAAUACAAACUACAAAAACUGUAAUUAAGAAAACACAAAAAAACACAAAACUAGUAACUAAUGUGUUAAAAAUACCUACUGGUACUUUGAUACCUGUUACUCUAGUCAACCAGGAAGGAGCACCUCUCUCUAACGACGAUUUAAGCAAAGUACCUAUUACUAAAAUAGACAAUGUUAGUACUUUAACCAAAAUUACCGUACCCACCUUAACAAAUAUCACAAAUAAUGUAAUAACACCUGUUACCCCAGUAACAAUUACUAAAACUCCUGUUACAACUAAGACACCUCCAAUAAUUGCAAAAGGAACUUUAGUGCCCAUAAUAAAUACACCAAAAAUAUCUAAUAUUAGAUCACUAGCGACCACAAUACUUGACGCCAUUCCAAAAGAACCUCCUAUUGUAGCACCUGUUACAAAAAGUAACCUUACUGUUAAUGAGGGUUCCAAAAGAAUACCUGUUACUGAUAGAAACAAUCAAAUACCUCAAGCGUUACCUACAGUCACAACACUAGUUACUAGAGCUGAUACCACAAAUAAUAACAUAAUAUGUAACGAAGUAUUCUAUACCCAAGAAGAUCUCAAUAAAGUUACAUCGUGUAAAAGUGGACCUGUAUCUACAAAUGCCCUUGCCACCGUUGAACCGGACUCCGGCGAAGAUACAGACGAUGAUUGUGUUAUAGAAGAUUUGACGAAUAACCCUGAAAUUGCUAAGAGAACAAAAUUUGAACUUGAAAGCAGAAGUGCUGCGUCAAAACGAUAUAGGGAGCGUUUAAAAAUGGCAAUGCAAGCCCAAGCUGCGGAAAAUAAACUUCUUCGAGAAGCGAAUCACAAACUAGCGACCGAGAAAGCGGUUCUCAAACUUAUCAUAACAGAACAUAUGAAGCGGUGUCCUGACGCGGAAGACCUGCGGCUAUUGACACAGGGUAAACUGCAAGUUAUGGAAGAUUCAUAAGAUACCUAACGGAACCAAGUCAAGACGUGGGAAAUACAUUUAUAUUGCAUUAUUUACUUUAGAAGUAAAUAGAAGGUUUACUGGCAAGAUUUAUUUGACCGCGACCAUUGCGGAAUUUAAAAAAAACUAAUUUUGCUGACAACACGAAAAAACCAUAGCUCAAAACGUCGACGCUGCCAGAGCGUAAAAACUAUUAAAAUAUACCUGUGCCGCCAUUUUAGGGUCUAAUGUUACUUGUUAAUUUUUGUAAUUUUCCAUUAAUGGACUACGCAUAAUCUAUAAAUAGCAAUAUAUUAAUUUAUUUCAAAACUAA